GCACAGCUGUCUCAGGCUUUAAAUGGUGUCUCGGAUAAAGCAAAGGAAGCUAAAGAAUUUUUGGUUCAGCUGAAAAAUUUAUUGCAGCAGAUCCAGGAGAACGGGUUGGAUUAUGAAGCCUGUCUUGUCGCUCAGUGUGAUGCCUUGGUCGAUGCGUUAACGCGACAGAAGGCAAAACUGCUCACAAAGGUGACCAAAGAACGUGAGCACAAGCUGAAGGUUGUUUGGGACCAGAUAAAUCACUGUACACUGAAGCUACGCCAGUCAACAGGGCUCAUGGAAUACUGCCUAGAAGUUAUCAAAGAAAAUGAUCCCUCUGGGUUUUUACAGAUUUCGGAUGCUUUAAUCAAGCGUGUUCAGGUAUCUCAGGAACAGUGGGUCAAAGGAGCCUUGGAGCCAAAAGUGUCUGCUGAGUUUGACUUGACUCUGGAUAGCGAACCUUUACUCCAGUCGAUUCACCAGCUGGAUUUUAUUCAGAUGAAAUGUAGGGUGCCACCCGUCCCAUUACUGCAGCUGGAGAAGUGUUGCACCAGAAACAACAGUGUGACAUUGGCCUGGAGGAUGCCACCUUUGAGCCACAACCCGGUGGAGGGUUAUAUCUUGGAACUUGAUGAUGGAGAUGGUGGCCAAUUCCGAGAAGUAUACGUUGGCAAGGAGACACUCUGCACCAUCGAUGGCCUUCAUUUCAACAGUACCUAUAAUGCAAGAGUCAAAGCUUUCAACUCAUCGGGAGUUGGUCCUUACAGCAAGACAGUUAUUUUACAGACGUCGGAUGUGGCAUGGUUCGCCUUUGAUCCCUCCUCAGCUCACAGAGACAUCGUGCUGUCAAAUGACAACCAGACUGCCACCUGCAACAGCUACGAUGACCGGGUUGUUCUUGGCACAGCAGCCUUCUCCAAGGGCGUGCAUUACUGGGAACUGCAUGUGGACCGGUAUGACAACCAUCCGGAUCCAGCCUUUGGUAUUGCCAGGAUUAAUGUCGUCAAGGACAUGAUGCUAGGCAAGGACGACAAGGCAUGGGCCAUGUACGUUGACAACAACCGCAGCUGGUUCAUGCAUUGCAAUUCUCACACCAAUCGGUAA
Messenger RNA from Cariama cristata (Red-legged seriema), 1083 nucleotides. RefSeq names its product tripartite motif-containing protein 67. The record is from RefSeq and is a predicted model, not a curated record. The annotation marks the transcript as partial. Gene Ontology annotation, molecular function: protein binding. The transcript is spliced from 7 exons. Lineage: Eukaryota; Metazoa; Chordata; Aves; Cariamiformes; Cariamidae.